AUGUUGCACCUCCGUAGAAUAGCACAAAAGAGCGCACCACGCGCAGCGCGGCGGUUGCGCCAGACAGGUGCUCAGGCUGCAAUAGUGCAAUCGUACAGGGGAUACGCCAGUUCGUCAGAUCCGUACGACGUUGUGGUCAUUGGUGGAGGUCCCGGAGGUUAUGUUGCAGCAAUUAAGGCCGCCCAGCUGGGGCUGAAGACGGCUUGCAUCGAGAAGCGAGGCUCUUUGGGAGGAACAUGUCUGAACGUUGGCUGCAUACCAUCCAAGGCCAUGCUCAACAACUCGCACAUCUACCAUCAAACGCAGCACGACCUCAAGAGGCGCGGAAUUGACGUCUCUGGCGUCAGCCUUAACCUCCCGACGAUGCUCAAAGCCAAGGAAGACGCCGUCACGGGCCUGACAAAAGGUAUCGAAUACCUAUUCAAAGCGAACAAAGUCGACUAUAUCAAGGGCUCCGGUUCGUUCGUUUCCCCAACGAGAAUUGGGGUCCAGCUACUCGACGGGGGCGAGACUGAAGUCGAAGCCAAGAACAUCAUUAUUGCUACUGGUUCUGAAGUCGCACCCUUCCCCGGCGGCGGCAUUCAGAUCGACGAGAAGCAGAUUGUCAGCUCGACAGGUGCUCUCGACCUCCAGGAAGUCCCGAAGAAGAUGGUUGUCAUCGGUGGUGGUGUCAUCGGGCUGGAACUGGGUAGCGUCUGGAGUCGUUUGGGCGCCGAGGUCACAGUAGUCGAAUUCUUGGGAGCUAUUGGUGGCGUUGGUAUUGACGAGGAGGUCGCCAAGCAGUUCCAGAAAAUACUGUCGAAGCAGGGCAUAAAGUUCAAGCUGAACACCAAGGUCCUCUCUGCUGACAAGGAGGGCGGCAAAGUCCUCAUCAAGACUGAGGCAGCCAAAGGUGGCAAGGAGGAGACGUUGGAUGCCGACGUUGUCCUCGUCUCUGUCGGUCGCCGACCGUACACCGAAGGCCUCAACAUCGAGGCCGCUGGCGUCGAGCUCGACAACAGGGGACGCGUGAUAAUUGACGAUCAGUUCAACACCUCAGCGAAGCACAUCAAGUGUAUCGGUGAUGUCACGUUCGGUCCCAUGCUGGCUCACAAGGCCGAGGAAGAAGGAAUUGCCGCCGUUGAGUACGUGAAGCACGGACACGGACACGUUAACUACGCUGCCAUCCCAUCCGUCGUCUACACCCACCCCGAAGUUGCCUGGGUCGGCAAGACGGAGCAGGAGCUCAAGGCUGACGGCGUGAAGUAUGUAAUUGGAAAAUUCCCUUUCACUGCCAACUCUCGCGCGAAGACCAACUUGGACAUGGAGGGCUUCGUCAAAUUCAUCACGGAGAAGGAGACAGAUAAGAUCCUUGGCGUCCACAUCAUUGGUCCUAACGCUGGUGAAAUGAUUUCUGAGGCUGUCCUUGCCAUCGAGUACGGUGCUAGCUCAGAAGACAUCGCGCGCACGACCCACGCUCAUCCCACGCUUAGCGAAGCUUUCAAGGAGGCUGCCAUGGCUGCCUCUUCCAAGCCCAUACAUAUGUGA
Messenger RNA from Pleurotus ostreatus (oyster mushroom), 1527 nucleotides. RefSeq names its product dihydrolipoamide dehydrogenase precursor (gene LPD1). The record is from RefSeq and is a predicted model, not a curated record. The coding region runs from base 1 to 1527 and encodes 508 amino acids. Gene Ontology annotation, molecular function: flavin adenine dinucleotide binding; dihydrolipoyl dehydrogenase (NADH) activity. Lineage: Eukaryota; Fungi; Basidiomycota; Agaricomycetes; Agaricales; Pleurotaceae. The transcript has 10 exons. Gene Ontology annotation, cellular component: oxoglutarate dehydrogenase complex; mitochondrion.